CUGUGUGCAUGCACCACCUGCGGACAGGCCAACUUCACAUGUGAAACAGAUGGGGCUUGCAUGGUUUCCAUCUUCAACCUGGAUGGGGUGGAGCACCAUGUGCGCACCUGCAUCCCCGAAGUGGAGCUGGUCCCUGCUGGAAAACCUUUCUAUUGCCUGAGCUCAGAGGAUCUGCGCAACACCCACUGCUGCUAUUCUGACUUCUGCAACAAGAUCGACCUCAGGGUUCCCAGUGGUCACCCCAAGGAGCCUGAGCACCCUUCCAUGUGGGGUCCUGUGGAGCUUGUCGGCAUUAUUGCUGGCCCAGUCUUCCUCCUGUUUCUCAUCAUCAUCAUUGUCUUCCUUGUCAUUAACUAUCAUCAGCGUGUCUAUCACAACCGCCAGAGACUGGACAUGGAAGAUCCCUCCUGUGAAAUGUGUCUUUCCAAAGAUAAGACACUCCAGGAUCUUGUCUACGAUCUCUCUACAUCAGGGUCUGGCUCAGAUAAUGGAACCUGGACACAGCUGUGGCUUGUCUCUGACUAUCAUGAGCAUGGCUCCCUGUUUGAUUAUCUGAACCGCUACACAGUGACCAUCGAGGGUAUGAUUAAGCUGGCCCUGUCUGCAGCCAGUGGUUUAGCACACCUGCAUAUGGAGAUUGUGGGCACUCAAGGAAAGCCUGGAAUUGCUCAUCGAGACUUAAAGUCAAAGAACAUCCUGGUGAAGAAAAAUGGCAUGUGUGCCAUUGCAGACCUUGGCCUGGCUGUCCGUCAUGAUGCAGUCACUGACACCAUUGACAUUGCUCCAAAUCAGAGGGUGGGAACCAAACGAUACAUGGCUCCUGAAGUACUUGAUGAAACCAUUAACAUGAAACAUUUCGACUCCUUUAAAUGUGCUGAUAUUUAUGCCCUUGGGCUAGUAUAUUGGGAGAUUGCUCGAAGAUGCAAUUCUGGAGGAGUCCAUGAAGAGUAUCAACUACCAUAUUACGACUUAGUGCCCUCUGACCCUUCCAUUGAGGAAAUGCGAAAGGUCGUUUGUGACCAGAAGCUACGCCCCAACAUCCCCAACUGGUGGCAGAGUUAUGAGGCAUUGCGGGUGAUGGGGAAGAUGAUGCGGGAGUGCUGGUAUGCCAAUGGCGCGGCCCGCCUGACUGCACUGCGCAUCAAGAAGACCCUCUCACAGCUCAGCGUGCAGGAAGAUGUGAAGAUCUAACCUCCUCCCCUUCCAUGCAGCCUGGGCGGCAAGGAUGACACGCAGCUGCCGUGUUGAGCGUACAGUGGAGGCCUACCUCUCGUUUCUGCCCAGCCCACUGUGGUCAGAGCCCUGGCCCGCAACAGGGACAGAGCCCGGGAGACUCGCUUGCUCCCCUGUUGGGUUUGAGACACAGAUAACCUUUUUUAUUUACCUCCUGAUGGCAUGGAGACUCUGAGAGUGAAUCAUGUGGAGAACUCAAUGCCACAACUCGAACUGGUUGCGGUGGAAAGUCCACAAAACCCGGUGCAUCUGGCACAUAGCCAGGAGUAGUGAUAGAAUGGCCUGCAAGGGGCCAGGAGGAGCUGCACUGUGGCCAGUGCUAAGUAGCACUGCAGGUUUUCCUCCAGGGACCAGCCAACAGUACCCCAAGGUAUCCAGGGGAACCGAAGUACAGCCCCUGUCACAGGCAGCUCUGAGCUGUGUGCUCCCCUCCUCACAUGGACAUCUGGAGGAACUGCCAGUGGAGUCACCUGCCAGCUGUCUGUCCAGCCGCGUGUGCAUGUGCCGAGGGGACCUUCUUUACCCAUCCCUGCUGACCUCCCACUGACCUGCCAGCCCUGCAGCAGAACCUUGGCGUUACAAGUGAUGAUGAACUUAAGACUCCACUGCCCUGGUCACAGCUAGCCUCUGGGAUCCGCCAAUGUGAGUCCACCCGGUGACUUCAAAGUCACUAGCCCACUCCUUGGGGCCCCUGCUGUUCUCCCGUACUAUUAACGCCCAGUGAGAGUUGGGAAGAGCUGAAGCUGUGGCUCUGGCACUCUGUGGCGUCACUGAGGCCAGGGCUGUGCGCACCUCUGGAUUCACAGACGGAGUCCAAGCCCGUUCCCACGUCGCCAUCGAGGCCCCGUGCGGCAUUCUCGGUACUUCUGUUUGUUUUUGUACAUUUUAUUAGAAAGGACUGUAAAAUAGCCACUUAGACACUUUACCUCUUCAGUAUGCAAAUGUAAAUACAUUGUAAUAUAGGAAAUCUUUUGUUUUAAUAUAAGAAUGAGCCUGUCCGAUUUCUGCUGUACAUUAUUAAAAGUUUUAUUCACAGAA
Molecule: messenger RNA, 2271 nt
Organism: Dipodomys ordii (Ord's kangaroo rat)
Lineage: Eukaryota; Metazoa; Chordata; Mammalia; Rodentia; Heteromyidae
Gene: Acvr1b
Product: activin A receptor, type IB
Exons: 8
Coding region: 61-1191 (376 amino acids)
Biological process (GO): activin receptor signaling pathway; cellular response to growth factor stimulus; protein phosphorylation
Cellular component (GO): activin receptor complex; plasma membrane
Molecular function (GO): activin receptor activity, type I; ATP binding; activin binding
Source: RefSeq, a predicted model, not a curated record